AUACUUGGUGUUCUGGAGCGUACUUAGAAAGGUCACAGUGUUGGGGAGAAAGCUGGCGCAGUGAAAGUGUUUUUUUUCUUUCUUUUUUUUUCUUUGAUUUAAAUGUGUGAUGGAGUCUGGUUUUCUCACGUUUAUUCUUGUUUCUUUGUUUGCGGUAUAUUCCUCUCACUCUGGCAUCACAGACUGGAACGAUGUUGUGGUGGCUAGAGAGGGCAUGGUCACCACGUUGGUCUGUACUGAUAGAACAGUCAGGGGUGCUGUGAGCAUUAAGUGGAAGGUAAAGUCACAUGGUGCAGAUGAAUGGAAACUGAUUCUCUCAGCUAGUGAAAAGAAAACGUCCUAUUAUAGUGUCACAGAGGAAUCCAUGCGCCAGACUGACUUAAACUUUCGAGAGGGGGUUUUCUCUCUGGUUUUUUUUCCCAAAAUGGAGGACGGCGGACUCUACUCAUGCUUGAUAGAGCAACAAGAGAGGAAUAUGAAGAAAAUGAAGAUUAUCCUCCUAGCUAUCCUCACAGUCACCGUCAUCCCAUCUCCAGUCCUUGCUCAGCUCAGCACCCUGCAGCUGAUUGCCAGUGUUAAUCCUGUCUUCGCCAUCACCAAAAUCACCUGGGAAGCACCUGGUGGCAUUCCCAUGAAGAGCGAGCAAAUGCCAAAUGCCAGCACAGUGGCUAAACUGCCACUGUUCCAGAACAAUGACAGCGGGGUCUAUGUCUGUAUGGUUCACCCUUUGCGUAACAGCAGCACCAGUCUUUUCAUGUUCAGUGUGAACGUGACUGUUGAUGCAGCCAAACUGUGCCCAAUCACUGAUGUAACACAUGGCCCUGAUAUCUCCAUCGCCACACAGGCUCAUACAUCCUUCCCACUGACCUGUGCUGGUGUCCAGGGGGACUAUGUCCGGCUCCACUGGAAUCCCCCAGACACCAAGAAACAGACUAAUAUGAGGGUUGUGCACCAGUAUGAUCGCUGGAGGCAUUCCACCUCCUUGACUGAGCAAAGCGAGAGACUGAAGUUUGCUGGCCCACCCUCAAAUGCGGAGGCUGGGAACUUCUCCUUUCUACUCACACCAGAGAUCAAAGAUGGUGGCCUCUACAUCUGUGAUGUGUACCUCAAUGACAAGAGCUUCAGCCAGAGGACCGUUCUCAGCGUGCUGAAAGUUAAAACCACGCGUUCCUCCUCGAAGCUGGAGUUGGUUUGCCAGUACUCAGAGAGGUCCCAGGUCAAAAGCGUCAUUUGGGAAUACCAGAAUAAGAGUCGCCGGUUGAAAAUGUCAAGCACCAGCCCAGGCCGCAUCACCACCAAUUUGCCCUUACCCAUCACAUCUGACACAGCUGGGAACUACACCUGCACCCUAGUGCUGAAAAAUGGGAAGACCAUCUGGGCAACGCAAGCUGUCAUACUGCCCCUUAAAGGUGGAAGGGAUGAGAUUAUCAGUGUCACCACCCCCUCCCUCUUCCCUUUAUUACUCCUGGUGCCCCUGGUUGCAGUGGCUGUUGGGCUGUUGCUAUGGAGACAGAAACACAUCUCUGAUCGUGGUAUUGAGCAUUCCCUGUCUGUCCACUCGGGUGAAGCACAGAACAUCUAUGAGAAUCCUGAGGAUAUCAGACAGGCUCCUUUGCAGGGCUCAGUCUACAUGGAUUUGAAACCAAGAGGAGAGGAUGAUGUCUAUAAGGAACUGGAGCGAUAUGAGCAGUGUCAGAGCUGAUCACCUAGCCACGUCUCAUCCUCAUCCAGCUGUCACAUCUGCUCAGUUCCCAUCUGCAGCAGAAGGUCUUUUUAAACAAAAGUAACAGCUGAAUGUCAGACUUAGGACUUCAAGAAAAAUUCCAGUGCUUCGGGGAAAUGCUACUCAAUUGUUUAAAUGUUUUUUGUAUCCUGUUCUAUUGCUUCUCAAGUUCUUUAAUACUGAUUUGCUUUAUGAUAUGUUUUGAGGCUGGACAUGAGAGAGAGGAAGGGGAAAGAUUUUCUCAUAAGGCUCUGAAACUUCUUCCAAAUGUGGGAAGGUUAAUAUAUUAUGUUGUCUCAUUCACUGGUUUCCUUGACACUUUGUUUUAUUUUGUUAGGCAUUUGGUAUUGUACCAUAUUACCUUAUUGUCUGAUAUUUGUGUUUAAGCAAUGGUGGAAGAAGUAGUCAGAGCCUUUACUUAGGUACAAUCAGUAAUGCCACACUAUAAAAAUACGACUUAAGUAUAAGUGCAUAAAUAAGCACAAUGUACUUAAAGCAUCAUAAGUAAACGUAUUAAUUAUGCAAAAAAAUUGCUUAUUCGAUUAUGUUUUAAUUUCUAUAUUAUAUUUAUGAUUGAGCACUGCAAACCUCAAUUUUUGGUCACUUUUUAAAAACAAUAUACAACAAUAAGGAUUAAAGUUAAGGACUAAAAUUACUACACAAGUAAAUGGUGUGCACUGAACAAUAUGUCAGAUUUGACAAACUUUUAGUUUGAAUGUAAAAAUCUUAAUAUGCAAAAUAAAAAUGUAGUGAAGUGUAAGGACAAUCUUUCCCAAUGAAAUGUGUUGGAGUAGAAGUAUAAGUAGAAGAAACAUUGAAGUACAAGUAUUUCAUAUAUUGUAUUUAAGUACAGUACUCUAGCAAAUGUAGUAACUAUAAAUAUGCUUCAUUUCCAUCA
Molecule: messenger RNA, 2621 nt
Organism: Xiphias gladius (swordfish)
Lineage: Eukaryota; Metazoa; Chordata; Actinopteri; Istiophoriformes; Xiphiidae
Gene: g6fl
Product: g6f-like
Exons: 11
Coding region: 110-1702 (530 amino acids)
Biological process (GO): positive regulation of ERK1 and ERK2 cascade; T cell activation; interleukin-15-mediated signaling pathway
Cellular component (GO): external side of plasma membrane; membrane raft
Molecular function (GO): protein tyrosine kinase binding; MHC class II protein binding
Source: RefSeq, a predicted model, not a curated record